Closterium sp. NIES-67 is the source of this 2793-nucleotide messenger RNA. Lineage: Eukaryota; Viridiplantae; Streptophyta; Zygnematophyceae; Desmidiales; Closteriaceae. The record is from the annotation of a GenBank genome assembly.
AGUUAGCUUCGCUCACUAUUUCUUGACACUUCGUUUGCUACCUUUAGCUUCCGUAUGCUGGAAGUUGCUGCUGACCACGUUAUAACAGCCGACUAGGAACCGAGAUUGGCUCGUUUCUUUCAGAAUCGCGUCCCCCCGCGCCCAGUUGCGCAUUACAUUCCGUACCAAUUUCGCAAGACAACCUAUCGUACACUUUCGUUUUGCAGUCUCUUCUAUCGUGCAUCCAGAUUCAGCAUUGCCAGAUUUGACAACCUUUUUUUCAUAACUUCCAUUCACGCCAGUCCAGAUAGUCGCAUCUUCGUCGACUCGUUGGUUUACUUCUUAGUCUCGACGAUUGUCGAUGGCGUCCGUCAAGUCCCAUUCCAAGGUCGUUUCCAUCGGAAGGACUCCGUUAGUGCAUCCGCUGGACCCGCUGAGCCCCGCGGAGGUAUCUGUCGCCGUCGCUACCGUCCGCGCUGCUGGCGCUACCCCCGAGCUGCGCGACGCCAUGCGGUUUAUCGAGGUGUCCCUUAACGAGCCUCCCAAGGACGUGGUCGCGCUAGCAGACGCCUACUUCUUCCCGCCCUACCAGCACUCCGUCUACAUACCACCGCCCCCUAAUCCCCUUCUCCCUCCGAGCAAGGCGUUUCCUCCUCCUCCCAGCAGCACCCACCCUGCUUCCACUUCCUCCUCCUUAUCCCCCUCUUCCUUAGUCGCUUCCCCCUCCGCCUCCUCCCCCUCCCCCAAGGCGUCUGUUCUCCGCCUCCCUCCCCGCGAAGCUAGGCUGGUGACGUGGAACAAGCUGACCAAUCAGACGGCGGUGUGGGUGGUGGAGUUGGCGGAGGUGCAUGCUAGUCUAAGGGGGGGGCACCACCGGGGACGAGUCAAAUCGUCCCACGUCAUGGAGGACGUUCAGCCGCCCAUGGACGCUGUGGAGUAUGCAGAGUGCGAGGCAGCAGUGAAGGCGCACCCGCCAUUUCAGGAGGCGAUGAGGCGGCGAGGAGUGGAUGACAUGGAACUAGUCAUGGUGGACGCAUGGUGCGUGGGCUAUUUCUCAGAAGCAGACCACCCCUCUCGCCGCCUCGCCAAGCCGAUCGUCUUCUGCCGCUGCCCCUCUGACUGCUCCCUGGACAAUGGAUACGCCAGGCCUGUUGAAGGAAUUUACGUUACUGUAGACAUGCAGACCAUGGCAAUUAUCAAGUGCGAAGAUCAGGAGCUCAUCCCCCUGCCGCCUCCCGACCCCCUGCGCAACUACACUCCAGGGGCGGACAGGGGGGGCGUUGACCGCAGCGAUCUGAAGCCGAUUAAGAUCGAGCAGCCAGACGGACCAAGCUUUAGAGUGGCUGGAUACGCCGUGGAGUGGCAGAAGUGGAGUUUCCGUGUUGGGUUUACCCCCAAGGAGGGCCUGGUGCUGCACUCGCUGGCAUACGACGACGGCAGCAGCGGCAGGAGGGGCAUCGCCCACAGGCUGAGCUUCUGCGAGAUGGUGGUGCCAUAUGGCGACCCCAAUGACCCGCACUACAGGAAGAACGCGUUUGACGCCGGGGAGGAUGGGUUGGGGAAGAACGCCCACUCGCUAAAAAAGGGCUGUGACUGUUUAGGGUUGAUCCGGUACUUUGAUGCGCACAUGAGCAACUUCAUCGGGGGCGUUGAGACCAUAGAGAACGUGGUGUGCAUGCACGAGGAGGACCACGGAAUGCUGUGGAAGCACGUGGACUGGCGCUCAGGGCACGCUGAAGUGCGGCGGUCCAGGAGACUGGUCCUAUCCUUUGUGUGCACAGUGGCGAACUACGAGUACGGCUUCUUCUGGUACCUCUACCAGGACGGCAAGAUCGAGGCUCAGGUGAAGCUAACCGGCAUCUUAUCUGUCGGUGCUGUAAGGGACGGAGAGGAGCGCAAGUACGGCACGUUGCUGGCGCCCGGUCUCUACGCCCCCAUCCACCAGCACUUCUUCGUUGCACGUAUGGACAUGGCUGUGGACUGCCGACCGGGGGAGAAGAGCAACCAGGUGGUGGAGCUGAACGUGAGGAUGGAAAAGGAGGGCCCCCACAACCCGCAUGCCAAUGCCUUCUAUGCGGAGGAGAGGGUGUUGCGCACCGAGGGGGAGGGCAUGAGGGAUGUGGACCCCCUGGCUGCUCGCCACUGGCUGGUUCAAAACACCCGGGCAGUCAACAGGGCAGGUCGCCCCACGGCCUACAAGCUCGUGCCUGGAUCCAACUGCCUGCCCUUCGCGCAGCCCGAGGCGAAAUUUCUCCGCCGGGCAGCGUUCCUGAAGCACAACCUGUGGGUCACGCCGUACCACCCGGAGGAACGGUUUCCGGGUGGCGAGUUCCCGAACCAGAACCCUAGGGUCGGCGAAGGGCUGCCGUUGUGGGUGCAGCAGAACAGACCCAUUGACAAUGCAGACGUGGUGCUUUGGUAUGUGUUUGGGCUCACUCAUGUCCCACGACUGGAGGAUUGGCCCGUCAUGCCCUGUGAAUACCUCGGCUUUUGCCUCAUGCCCCAUGGUUUCUUCAACAUAUCGCCUGCUGUUGAUGUUCCUCCUAGUGAGCCCGAGAGUCCAGCUGAAACGGGUGCUUCUGUUUUAGUUCCGACCAAUAGCAGCGGAAAUAGCUGUUGCACUAGGACACCUGAUGCUGCCCUUCCAUCAAAGCUCUAAAGGUGUACUCUCACCAUUCUUUUGUAGAUGUUAUAUCUAUUCUACUGUGCGUUUCAAGGUGUACCACGUUUUAAAGAUGCCAUGAAGAAGAACGCUGAGCUGUUCUGUUGUGUUUCGUAACGAGGCUUCUUAUGUCGGGUCAUUGCCUCCCUCUU